AGCGUCCACUCAGUGGUGUGCUAGUCGUGGUGAUCUGAACUGUAUAGUCGUGGUGAUCUGUACUGCAUAGUCGUGGUGAUCUGUACUGCAUAGUCGUGGAGCACCGCUUAUCGUGAUGUGGCCCGUACUACCCGCUGGAUAUGUUCACACUACGUGCAAUAUAGGAUACUCUCCUCCGACCACGCCGCUCACGAAUAUAGAGAACUCGGAGCGACGUAAGGAAAAAUCUCGAGAUGCAGCAAGGUGUCGGCGUAGCAAAGAGUCAGUGAUCUUCACAGAUCUAGCACAUGCCUUGCCUCUGCCAGCCAGCACAGUAGCAGGGCUAGACAAGGCCUCUGUUAUGCGACUGGCCAUUAGCUUCUUGAGAGUUCGCUCGCUGAUUGAUAAUACAAUUCCAAUGGAAGUGAAGGAAGAGCCAGUAAAGCCAAGUCCUGAGAUGUACGAUGGCCUGUUUCUCAAGGCUCUGGAAGGGUUUCUGUUGGUUGUCUCAGGUGAUGGAGACAUUGUCUUUCUCUCAGAGAAUGUGCAAGACUAUCUCGGUCUCUCACAGAUUGAUCUGAUGGGCCAGAGCAUCUAUGAAGUCAGUCAUCCCUGUGACCACAGUGAGGUGAAGGAGAUCCUCACGGGCAAAGACAUUGAGUCUCUCCAGAGGACAUUCUUCCUCCGCAUGAAAUGUACCUUGACCGGCAAAGGCAGGAAUGUUAAUCUCAAGUCAGCCACUUACAAGGUGAUUCACUGCACUGGACACAUGGUGAGCAGUGACACUCAGAGUGACAAUGGCUCAUCGAGUGAUGAAGGUAUAGACACAGGGUCAUCACCUGGCUCACAACUGUGUCUAGUAGCUAUAGGAGAGCCAAUACCUCACCCUGCCAACAUAGAAAUACCUCUGGGCUAUCAGACCUUCCUCAGCAAACACUCCCUCGACAUGAAGUUCACCUAUGCAGACGACAAGAUGGCUGAGUUUUUGGGCUAUGAUCCAGAACAGCUGAUUGGCAAGUCAGUGUACGAGUUCUACCACACCCAAGAUAGCCAGACAGUGUUGAAGGCUUUUAAAGGAUUACACUCCAAGGGACAGACACAGACGGGCAGAUGUAGGUUCUUGGCUCAUGGAGGAGGUUACAUGUGGAUACUCACCCAGGCAACUCUCAUCUACAACAACAAAGGCCAUAAACCUCAGAGCAUCGUGUGUGUACAUUUCGUCACAAGUGGUGUGGAACACAAGGAUGAGAUAUACUCGUCCAGUCAGCUAGAGAACGCUGUAGCAGUCAAGCAGGAGGUGGAGGUGCGCAAGUGUCCAGACCCCGCCACAGCUGAGCAGCUGGUGCGCAAGGUUUUCCCUCCAGCAGCCCCGCUACGCCAGACUGUCACUGCCAAACUGUUUGCUCCUCUCAGCAAAGAUACUGUCUCCCAUCCCCAGUGUAAGCCGGUUCAGCCUGUGGCCCCGCAGCCCAAGCCCCCCACAGCAGCUCCUACUCGCCCCACUGCUGUAACGUCCAAAGUCUUCUCCAAGAUUGCCGAUUCUCAGCCUAGGCCACAGACGGCCACUGCCAAGAUAUUUGCGCCUAGAACUGAAGACAUGAACAAGGGAUUCCUGAUGUUCUCCGAUGACGAGUCAGGCUUAACAAUGAUGAAGGAUGAGCCGGAGGACCUGACUCACCUGGCGCCCACGGCUGGUGACGUAUGUGUGCCUCUGGUGGCCAACGGACUGUUCAACGACAUGUUGGACCACUUCAUGUUGUCAGACAACAAUUGCUACGGCCCACUGUUGUCUGAGACGUCCAAGGAGCCUUCCCCUGCCUCCUCUCCGUACUUCUCCUACAGGGACGAACUUUCCUCCGGUUCCCUCUCGCCUCCCUUCACACAUAGCCCAGGAGAGAGUAGUCUACCAUCAUUACUGGGGGAGGAGAGUCCACCUCUAGAAGAAGGGACUUCCAUGAGCACAUUGCUGGGUCUGGACUCUCUAGACUCUGAUGAUCUCAGUGUCAAAGCUCCGUAUAUCUCCAUGAGUGAAGGAGAUGAUCUUCCACUGCUCAUGUCUCAUGAUCUGAUGUGGGGAGCUUCCACCAUACCAUCACCCUCGAAUCAGGACGGAUGGUCGUCACCACCACCACCUCUAGUUGUGGAUAAACCAGAUCUGGACUCGAGUCUGGCAAAACUGCUCAGGUCGGAGACAUCAAGCUCAAUACGAAACUUCUCACAACAUUCACCAACAAGCAAUACGCAAACGUUUACACCCAAGAAAGGGGAAGGAGGAGGGGAGAGGAGGAAGCGACCAGUGACAGAACCCAGCUCCAACGCCAGAAACACCAACUCCAAGCGGAGCAAACACAGCGCCAGCACAAUACCUAGGCCAGGGGUGUUGGACGGUGGGGGGAAACCUCCACCAAACUCUGGCAGUGUACUUAUGAACCUUCUAGUUAGUGGGUGCGAUGCUGGCGGAGGGGCCCGUGUAGCUGACACACGCUCCAGACUCAAGUCCUUGUCUCUACUAGACCCCGACUGUGACAUCAAGUUAGUGGAUCUCACGGAGCAGGACUACGAUGUCAACGCCCCCACAGGAGUCUUGCUGCAUGGCUCCGAGAUACUUACUGCUCUGGAUAUACCCAUGUAAACUUCAUCCGAGCUUAUCUAGUUUAUAUUCCUGUUUUGUUCAGUUGUGAAAAUGUAUUCACUUGUGUUCAAAAUAUAUUAGUGAAAUGGUGAGAGAGAAGUUAUGCUUUUAUAAUAAAAUAUUGAAAUUAUGUAAAACAGUUGAACGAAACAGAAGCUACAUGUAAAACAUGGAGGCUUUUUUAUUUUUAGGCAGUUUUUCACCCAAGAGGGUAUCGAAUUGUAUACAGAGAAAACUGUGUUUUGAUUCAAAUUAAUUAAUAUUUUCAACUUAGUUGGCACUUUUACUUCAGUUAACCUAAUGAUCCAGAAUAUGAUCUACUACAUGACCAAUAUACACAACCAAAACAUUAUUUUAAUUGUCAGUACCGGUAACUUGUAGUGAUAUCUCAUAUGCAUUUAUGUAUCAAUGUGUUAUAUAUUUCUACAAUAUGUAUUGAAUAAUUUCCCCCCUUUGUUUGCAUUUUGACAUAAACAUUCCACCGAUUCCUUACAGCAUUCCAGAUUCAUUGAAUUUCAUUUAUCUGCAUCUUUAAGAAAGUAUAAUGUAGGUAUACAAAUCUUGUGUUGAUGCCAAUCAUCAACAACUAACUAAUGCUUAGCUAAGAAUAAUGGGAUUAUUCAAUAGUUAAUUGUAAUCUACUUGGAAAUAAACAGUAUCAGAAAUCUGACACACACUUUCUCCCAUUAGCUUGUCAACAACUCUAACCAUGGGUAAGGGAACUAUGACAUACAGACACAUACACACACACUCAUACAUUACUUUGAAAACCACUUUUUUGGGUUCAGGGUGACCAAACCGAUAUAUCCAACCAAAGCUCACAGUUAAAAAUGUUAAAAAAUCAAUACCGGUACUUUAUCUAUAUACUAUGUAAGUCAGGCUGUAGCGGGGGAAAUAAAAUUACUAAUACAGUACGUACUUGAAUCAGCACAACAAUUUUCAGAUGAAAAUCAAGAGACUGCUGCUCGAUUUCUAAAGAAUUUAAUAGUUUCAAAGCAAAAAUUUGAAUAAUUAUUAGACUUCAUUCAUGCGGCCUACUUUACUUAUUAAAUAGAAAUAUUAUUAUUAUUUGCUAAGAUCAUCAGGUUAACUAAUGUAAAACUGUUUGGAACUCUUAGUGCACAAUGUGAAAAUAAUAAAACAAUUAAACAAUAGUUAAACUUAUUGUACAUAGAGACCUGUAUAAUGUAAAUAGAAAUGCAUUCCACUUUUUUCAGUCUGACUUCAUCAACUUUUAGUAGUUUAUUUGUUUUUUUUUUUUAUGUACAGUAUAAUUGUUUUGUGCCAAAACUCACAUUCAUUUGUAUACGGUAGCAUAUGCUCUCUUUUCACUCUUGCAUUUUCUCAUCUGCAUCAAAAAAAGCUCAUCACAGGGUCAUAUAAAAUUUACUUUACUUUUAUAUUUCUUGUCGCUUGAUAAGUGGAUUUUAUUUAGUAAAAUUUAGUUAUCUUAGCUUCACUAUUGUUAAAUAUAUAGGUUUUGUGUAUAGCAUUUCUUGUAUAAAGCUUUUAUUUACUAACAAUGUCCAAAUACUUUAGAAUAUAUUUUAUAGACAGACAAUUUAAAAUACCAAUUUAUUAAUUUAACAUGAAUAUUAUAUUAUAUAAAGUAUAUGUUUGUUAUGAUAGUUUUGUGAUCGUUUUUCCUGAUAUCAUAUGGACCACAGUCUCUACCUUUCAACAAAUUUUUGCAGAAGGUUUUUUUGUAUUUGUUUGAAUUUUGUUAAAGAUGGAAAUAUUUUACACAGAAAGAGUUUGCUCUUUAGGUGUGCAUAUUUUGUAAAAAUAAUAUAGACAGAUUGUUACUCCAUUCAUGGCUCUAUUUUCAAUACUGUGACAGUAAUAUAGCAGGUUCAAUAUCGAUGUCUCUACAAUCAAACACUUGACUGGGGCUCUGGUAUAACAAAUCAGUGUAAUAAAAAUACUGUCUACAACCUAAUUCCUCUGAAAUUUACUUUUCCCUUUUUAAUUUUGGAUUACUGUACAUAUGCUGUCCUUACAAUUUUAUGUUUUUAAACUGUGUUAAGUGUUUGUAGAUAUUAGGUACAGAGUUUAUAAAAGUCAUAUAAUAUAUUCUUUGAUCCCUUAGCUUAUCUCUCUCUGCAUUUGUGUGUUAAAUAUUUUAUAUUGUUUUGCUUAUUUUUUUUAGUUUUAAGUAUUCAAUUUUAGAAGUAUUUAAACCAAACAGAACUGUGUGAUUUCUAUGUAAUCAGAUUUUACAAAGUUCUCAUAAAUGUCAAAUAUCUGGCUGGUGUAAUCAAUUAAUAUCAUUUUAGCCAAUCACAAUUUCUCAACAGAUUCAGAAUCCAUUUGCUGGUCAGUGUUUUUAUAGGAUUUGUCUACAUGUAUGGUUAUGUCUUACGUUUUUAUUUUGCAUUGACCUGUCAGUUCAGUUAUACAAUAACUACUAUUGAUAUUUGCUGAUGUACCAUUUUUAGCAGUUUUAAUUUGGAUUGUAAAAAGAAGAAUUUUAAUCUUACUUAAUAAGUUACCGAACUAUGCCCCAGUCAAACUUAACUGUUAUUACACAUGUGUAUGUAAAUAUCAUUUGUCUAUAGAUUUUAUUUUAGUGUAAUAAUCUAACUCAAUGUAGAGGAUUUAAUAAGGGUAUAUUUUAAGAUCAAAUAACUUUAGUUUUACAUUACUGUCAAAUCUAUUGGGAGUGUGUUAGUUAUUGUUGUGCGGUGCAAUUGUACAAAUCUAUUAAAAAUAACUCUUGAGAUUAA
Macrosteles quadrilineatus (aster leafhopper) is the source of this 5337-nucleotide messenger RNA. RefSeq names its product hypoxia-inducible factor 1-alpha-like. The transcript has 13 exons. Lineage: Eukaryota; Metazoa; Arthropoda; Insecta; Hemiptera; Cicadellidae. Gene Ontology annotation, molecular function: DNA-binding transcription factor activity, RNA polymerase II-specific; RNA polymerase II transcription regulatory region sequence-specific DNA binding; protein dimerization activity. The record is from RefSeq and is a predicted model, not a curated record. Gene Ontology annotation, biological process: regulation of transcription by RNA polymerase II; cellular response to hypoxia. The coding region runs from base 116 to 2611 and encodes 831 amino acids.